AACGUAGUUUGGAUGUUACUUUCCCAAUAAAACUUGUUCAUCCAUUUAACUCCAGGCCUUUCUCCGAGGAAUAUGAAUCAAAUGCUGAUGACAGAUACACAGUUAAUGCAGUCCGUCUGCCUGGGGUGGAAAAUGGGCCGAGGAAAAAAAUGUGGUGGUAGGAAAACUCUAGUCUUGCAUGAGGUUCCCAAUGAUGCUGUGCAAAAGCUUCUCUCUGGAAAAGAUGCUUUAGCUGCAUGUGACGUUGCAAUAUUUGUCCAUGACAGUUCUAGUGAGCCCUCAUGGAGGAGAGCAUCUGAACUGCUUGUAGAUGUUGCUAGUAACGGGGAGGCCACUGGCUAUGAGAUCCCUUGUCUCAUUGUGGCAGCUAAAGAUGAUCUUGACCCUUAUUUGACUGAAAUACAAGACUCAACAAGGCUACUAUUGUCACCGUCAACCACUCCGUUGUCGGUCAUCCUUAAAACAAGUUUGGGCAAUCCGGGGGCUGGUGCAUUUGGGUCGGGCAGUGACCGGAUACUGUAACGCUCUCCCACAAUUUGAUCUUCCAAAACUU
This is a messenger RNA of Cuscuta campestris, 553 nucleotides long. NCBI's taxonomy places the organism in Eukaryota, Viridiplantae, Streptophyta, Magnoliopsida, Solanales, Convolvulaceae. The record is from the annotation of a GenBank genome assembly.